Blumeria graminis f. sp. triticale is the source of this 732-nucleotide messenger RNA. NCBI's taxonomy places the organism in Eukaryota, Fungi, Ascomycota, Leotiomycetes, Helotiales, Erysiphaceae. The record is from the annotation of a GenBank genome assembly.
AUGAGACCAAGCCCAAGACACCUUGUAAAAGGCUUCGUCGGUAGGAGUGUAGAUGAGUUUAAACGGCUUUCAACUAGCAUACUAAAAGCUGAGGGUCUGCGUGAGCCUACGAAGCCUUACGUUUUAGCCUCAUUCCGAGACCCCAAGUCUGUACAAGAUUGCAAGGCAAUGUCUGAUAAAGAUAUCGGUGGGUUCUCCACAGUAAGCCUAGACUGGGUACCACCCAGCAAAAACCAGACGCCAAAUGCCACCGGAAGCAGUCAUGGUCACGCCAAAUUUCAUGGUAACAUCUCUAUAGAGCUUCCAACAAAUAGGCCAGAAGUUCACCGAACCGGAUAUGCGGCAUGGAGAACAAAAGAUAAAGGAUAUACAAUCUUUGGUAAAACACUAUGGGAUAUAGACCCUUAUGAAUUUUUAGCUCUCAGGAUUAAAAGUGACGGUCGAAAGUAUUUCAUAAAUUUGCAAACUGAGAGCAUCGUCCCUACUGACAUACACCAACAUCGACUCUAUGCUAAAAGACCAGGAGAGUGGGAGACAUUGUUUGUUCCAUGGACCGAGUUUGUGCGGACUAAUCACGGUGUUGUGGUCGAACCCCAGAGAGAAAUGCUCCGACAAUCUUUAAGAACAAUUGGAAUCGGACUUACUGAUAGGGUACCCGGAAAUUUUGAGCUGUGUAUCGAAAGAAUGUGGGCCACAAACGAGAUGAAAAAUGAUGAUUCAAGCUUUGAAUAA